Molecule: messenger RNA, 2454 nt
Organism: Aspergillus mulundensis
Lineage: Eukaryota; Fungi; Ascomycota; Eurotiomycetes; Eurotiales; Aspergillaceae
Exons: 5
Coding region: 1-2454 (817 amino acids)
Biological process (GO): protein ubiquitination
Cellular component (GO): CCR4-NOT complex
Molecular function (GO): RNA binding; ubiquitin-protein transferase activity
Source: RefSeq, a predicted model, not a curated record
AUGUCAAGUCGCCAACUGAUUGACUCCGUCAUCGACGAUGAUGACGAGUUCUGCCCUCUCUGCAUCGAAGAGUUCGAUUUGUCGGAUAAGAACUUCAAACCAUGUCCUUGCGGGUAUCAGAUCUGCCAAUUUUGUUACAACAAUAUCAAGACGCAAAACGAAGAGGGCCGAUGCCCGAAUUGUCGACGAGUCUACGAUGAGAGCACCAUCCAAUACAAGGUGCCCGACGCAGAUGAGUUCAAAGCGGAUCUUGCGCUAAAACACCGCAAAGCGGCCGCCGCGAAAAAGAAGGAAGCGGAAAAACGGGAAAUCGAAGCAUCCAGUCGGAAGAACCUCGCCGGUGUCCGUGUUGUGCAGAAGAACCUUGUCUACGUUAUCGGCCUCAACCCUACAAUACGCGACGAAAGCCAACUUCUUCAGACUCUGCGCGGGAAGGAUUAUUUCGGCCAGUAUGGGGAUAUUGAGAAGAUUGUUGUCAGUAAGGCGAAGCCCGGGGGCAACCCAAAUCAAGGCAUUGGCGUUUACGUCACGUAUGCCAGAAAGAGCGACGCUGCGACUUGCAUUGCCGCGGUAGAUGGCUCCGGGAAUGGGGAUCGGGUUCUAAGGGCGCAAUACGGAACGACCAAGUACUGCUCGUCCUUUUUGCGCAAUGAGCAAUGUCAUAAUAGGAACUGCACCUUCUUGCACGAAACGGGCGAAGACAGCGAUAGCUACAGCCGCCAAGAUUUGUCAUCGAUGAAUACGAUCUCGAGUCAACAACAACGGCCCAACGGUGCUCCCGGCCCCAGCUCCGCCACCCCACCGUAUGUUGCACGGACGUCGGCGCAACCAAUUUCGCAAACGCUACGGCGUCAACCAAGCAAAGACGAUGCAGGUGGAACUGCGCUCCCGUCGUCUGCUAGCUGGGCCAACAAGGAUUCCGCAAUCAACCGAACACGACGAGCCAGCUUAACAGGUAGCCAAGCUUCCCAGAGUCCUCGAUCCGCUCUCGCAACAGUUGUUCCGCCUUUCGAUGAUACCAAGCGGGCUGAGAAACAGCCGACUCCGCCAGAGCGCCCUCAACCCGCCCAGACUCCUUCGCUGCCGGAUGCCUCACCAUUCAAUCCCCCUCAGCCUGCUUCACCGAAAACCCCGGCCGACAAAGGCACGCCGUUGCUGGAUAAUCUGUUGAAGGCUGUGAACUCUCCAUGCUUCAAGUUCAUCUUCUCGACGGCUGGCCUGUCAUCGGAUGAUGCGGCCGGCCUCGAUAAUCAUCUGUCGUUCAUAGACCCCUAUGGAGGCGUGAAACGUCGCGCUAUGCGGGAGAAGGCUGAGCACGAACGCGCGAAGCGGGAACAAGAGCUUCUACAGGCGGCUCCGGCUGCUCCGGCUGCUCCAGCUGCAGAGGAGGAAGGUCGUGAGAGUGGCAGCCUUCAGCUCGGUGGCGAACCAGACGAUGCUCACCCUCCACGAGGUCGUGCUGGCCGCGAAUCUCAUGGUGCGAUCCAACCCCCAUCGCAGCAAGGCACAGCAACAAGCUCGGCUAUCGGCUCGCCUGUAUCAGCUGCUGGCCAUCAAUUCCAAAACAUCAACCUCCACAACCGCAGCUUAACCCCAUUGCAGCAGCAACAGCUUAUGCUGCUCAAAUCGGCAGGCAACCAACAGGCUAGCCUCGUCGAGCCCUUGCAGACUGGAAUCAACUCUAACACUUUGGAUCAUGCCGCGCAAGCUCGACAGAGCCUUCUGCAAAGCCAGGCUGCCCAGCUCAACGCGCUCCAGCAAGCCCAGAACCGCCAAAAUUCCCGCUUCUCCUUCACGGAUGCCAAUGCCAAGAAUCUGGCCAACUCGCGCAUGCUGAACCAGGCCUCUUUGAUGCAAUCGGGCACACCCAAUCCCCUUGCAGCGCCCAGUCCGCAGCACUCUCUUGCCAGCAACUACUACACCAGUGGUGUUCAAGGACCUCCUCCUGGGCUGAAGACAGCCGGCACUCCUCCGGUCAGUGGCGGCGGCAUGUUUGCACAGGGUCACGGUUUCACAUCAAAUGUCGGUCUUGGGUUGGGUGGCAAGCAGGAAGCCAACCCGGAAUUGAUGCGCGAGCUGCUGCGCGGCCGCAGUGGUACAAAUGCGAGCGGGUUGCCGGACCAAGAUACCAAGCGUGAGUUAAUGUUUCCUUUCCUCCAACAACACCAUACUCCCCCUCCCCUGACUCCUGUCAACGGCCUUCUCAGCUCUGUCUAUGGACCUCAGGCGGGGAGCACCUCCGACUCCGGGUCACAAAAACAGAGGAAGAAGGGGAAGAAGCAAAGAAAUGCUAACACUUCCUCCGCUGGAGGCGGUGUAGUACAUCUUGCAGACCCGAGUAUCCUGCAGGCGAGGAUGCACCAGGCGAAUGCUGUUGCUGGUCAAGGAUUGUAUGGGAGUCAGGGUCAAGGUGGGUACGCCAUGAUGUAUGGCGGCGGUCUCAACCGCUGGUGA